AUGGCUUCCAUCUUCCGGCGUCGCCAGCAGCCAAAUCCGGCUUCGUUGUCUAUAUCGGACAAUGCCGAACAAGAAGUCGUCGCAACCUCUUUUUCUACCCCACCCUCCGCACAGACAGCGCCGCAAGUCGGGAGAUGUCGCACUGUUCCGCCAGCCGGAUCGUCCUCGGGCAAAUCCAACGUCAAAACCGCAUCCAAACGUCGAAGAAGUCUCGGCAACAUCCUAUCCCCUACCCUGUUUCCACGUACACCGGAAGAAGAACUCGAUCCGCUACUCACCGAAGACUAUGUCGAACCGGAUCACAUCGAAGCAUUCCGUGAAGCGCUAGCCGCGGACCUUGGUCAGCAGGAGUACCAGCCCUCUUCCUCCGCACACAUUACCGGCUCGACAUCCUGGAACGUAUUUGGCUACGGUAAUGCAGCCAAAUCCCCUACAGAGACAGGUCAGCCGGCGGAGCCCAAGUCGUCAGCUAUGACCGAGCCUUCUGGUACACGUGCUUCCAAUCCUCGAAAAGUAGGCAGGAUCGCUGCUGCUUCCGACUUUGCCCCGAUCAACGAAAAGAUCGCGCGAAAGAGCCGAAACAAACGCCGAGCGGUCGAUUCGGGCACAAGAGAAGGCUUUGUCUUCCACACGCUCCGGUGGCCUUUCCUCAUCAGCAUAUUCAUCGUCAUCAGCCUCGAGUUCCUGCUGUAUGUGCUCGUCCGCCAGCUCGUGAAUGUUAUUGAGUACUCGUUAGCGUGGCGAGGCAGAAAGGGCCAGUUGCGCAAACGCAUGCGCUCAGCAUCCAACUACGCGGAUUGGAAAGAAGCCGCUCUGGCGCAGGACGACUUUCUCGGCUACGAAAAGUGGAAGACAGAAGACGGCAGCGGCUUCUACGAUUGGAUCUUGGUCAAGAAAGUAAAAUCAUCCCUCGAGAACUUCCGGGAGAAAGACGAUGCCGAGAACUUGCUCGGAGUCCUCGACCUCUGCUUGCGAAACAAUUUCGCCGGUACCGAGAAUUUCCGUCUCUACUCGGAGACGUACUUCGGCACCAAGUAUCUGGUGGAGAGCUAUCUCGCCGAGAUCGAGACUGCACUGGAGUACAUCGAAAAAACGGACAAAGUGUCGCUCGAGACCAAGCGCAGCUUCUACCGCACUGUCAGCAAGAACCUGGGACGUAGCGCGCUGUGUCUAUCAGGCGGAGCAAGCUUUGGGUACUAUCACAUCGGUGUCGUAAGAGCGCUGCUCGAUGCAAAUCUGCUACCGAAAGUGGUGACCGGCACGUCUGCUGGUGGCCUGAUUGCUGCGCUGACUUGCACGAGGACCGACGAGGAGCUGAGGCAGAUGCUUGUUCCUGCACUUGCAGAUCGCAUCACCGCGUGCGAGGAGCCAUUCUCGGUGUGGGCUCGACGUGCUUGGGCUACAGGAGCGCGUUUCGACACUGUUAAGUGGGCUGAAAAGGCGAGCUUCUUCACAAUGGGUAGCAUGACGUUCAAAGAGGCGUACGAAAGAACGGGCAAGGUGCUUUGCAUCUCGGUGAUCCCUGCCGACCGCCACUCGCCCGUCAAGCUGCUCAAUUACGUUACUGCGCCCGAUUGCGUCAUCUGGAGCAGUCUGCUAGCGUCAGCUGCUGUACCUGGAAUCCUCAAUCCAGUCUGUCUGAUGCAGAAGCGAAAAGGCACCGAGGAGAUCGUUCCAUGGAACUGGGGCCAUCGUUUCAAGGAUGGAAGUCUCCGCGUCGAUAUUCCCUUGCAAGAUUUGCAUGCCCUGUUCAAUGUUAAUUACCCGAUUGUCAGUCAGGUCAAUCCGCACGUCCAUCUCUUCCACUUUGGCUCCAAGGGAUCGCCCGGUCGCCCGACUGCGCAUCGAAAAGGCAAAGGCUGGCGUGGUGGCUUCAUCCUCUCGGCUUCGGAGCGAAUCCUCAAACUGAACCUGUCGAUGAACUUCAAGAUCCUGCGAGACCUCGAUCUGCUUCCUGCCAUCUUGGGUCAGGACUGGUCGAGCGUGUUCCUACAGAGAUUCGGCGGUGCUGUUACUAUCUUACCCAAGACGAGAGCAUGGGACUGGGUGAGGAUCCUGUCGGACCCGGAUCGGAAGGAACUUGCACGCAUGAUGAGCGUGGGCAAGAGUGUCACGUUUCCUAAACUACACAUGAUCGAAAAUCGGGUUCGAUUGGAACGCGCGAUCGAGCAGGGAAGAAAAACUUGCAGGAAAGCCGUUCGAGCGAGCCAUGAGAAAGUGGAUCGUUCGCCGGCCAGCAACACAAUUCAAGCGUUGCCUACGAUCGAUGGCAGAUCGAGGACGAGCGGCGAGAGCGUCUCUCGACGCGGUGUUGGUCCCAGAAGCGCCACCUCGCUACAGAGCGACACGGACAACGACGAUUUCUUCACAAACAAAGAAGUGUUGGGAUUGACAAAAGUGGCUGGAUCGUCAAGGAGGGACGGGCUGGAUGACUCGGCUGUGGGUACGCCGAACAGUGUGGGCCACUCGCGCGAAGACGUUUCCUCGCCAGCAAAGGGCGAUUGCAUGUCCAGGCCGAAGCCGUAUCCCACCUACUCGAAGUAUCUCAUUGGUACACACAACUCAGCGUCGCGUGCAAGCGGAGAUCAGCCACAGGAAGAGGCUGAUCGAGCAGUGCGUGAAUGGCUCGACCGCUCGCAGGAACACAACGGCAUUGCAGACAAUGGUCAGGAAGCAGCUGUCGAUGGAGACGACGAUGUGCAAGGUGCAAGUCAGCUACCGUCUUUCUCGGUUGAGAUGCAGUCUGGGGGUACGCGCGGCAACGGAGUUCAAGGAAAGCAGAGGAUGCAUCAAGCGAGUUUCGGUUCGUCGCCCAUCCACUACAGGCUAAGGACUUGGCACGGAAAGAGCAGACACAGCUGGGACGACCGAAGUCAGGAUUUCGGUGACGAAGACGAAGAGCCGAUCGACCAGGAUGAUAGAGGCAUUUAUGAGAGUAGCAGUGAUGAGGAGUCGGGUCCUGCCGACAGCUGA
This is a messenger RNA of Mycosarcoma maydis (corn smut), 2973 nucleotides long. RefSeq lists its product as uncharacterized. Lineage: Eukaryota; Fungi; Basidiomycota; Ustilaginomycetes; Ustilaginales. The transcript has a single exon. Bases 1 to 2973 code for a protein of 990 amino acids. The record is from RefSeq and is a predicted model, not a curated record. Gene Ontology annotation, molecular function: triacylglycerol lipase activity. Gene Ontology annotation, biological process: lipid metabolic process.